This is a messenger RNA of Doryrhamphus excisus (bluestripe pipefish), 3292 nucleotides long. NCBI's taxonomy places the organism in Eukaryota, Metazoa, Chordata, Actinopteri, Syngnathiformes, Syngnathidae. The record is from RefSeq and is a predicted model, not a curated record.
CGGGACCAUGAGGGAGCUUUACCUGUAACAGGAGAUGCAAGGUUACCAAUGAAGUGUUGGCUUUCCUUCUUUGUUUGUUUUGCCCCUCCUGCUUUGUAAAUACAGGCGGGUGGAACAUCAUAAACAAAGAUGCGUUAUUUAUUGUUUUACGUAAUCGCUGGCGCCAAAGCCAGAUAUUUAUAGUCAGGCACAAGCUGAGGAGAUGAAAGACCUAAGAGACGAGCGACUGGAGAUUUUCAUUUUCUAGAGCCGAUAUUUAGGCAAAGUUUCUGUGCUAUUCAGGAGACGUGGAAUUAUUUUUUUUUUCUAUCCGCGCUCUCUGUGUAUACAUUUUUUUUUGUUUAGUCAUAUUUUGGGACAUUUUCGCAACAGCAGAUGGUCAGUCAGGCAGCCAUGCGAGGCCAGCGCGUGGCGGAGAGCGCGUGGCGGUGUUGGAAUCCCAUGAUCUGGCUACUGGUGACGUUGCUUGGGUCCUGCAUCCUGGUGGCUGUCAGUGUGUUGUCACGAUUUGGAGACCUGAAAGUCAACCGACGGGAUUUACCACCCAAUAACUUGCAAUCCCCAGUGAGGAGGCAUUACGACGUGGAACUGUUAAACGGGCGCAACAGAUGCGAGGGCCGUGUGGAGGUGCGCUACAACGAUACCUGGGGCACGGUCUGCGAUGAUGACUGGGACAUGGUGGACGCCCAAGUUGUGUGUCGCCAGCUGAACUGCGGCGUGGCUGUGGCGGUGGGCAGCAGUUCCCAGUACGGACAAGGCUCGGGACUCAUUGUGCUGGAUAACGUGGACUGCAAAGGGGGCGAAACAAACCUUGGUCAAUGUGACAGUCUCAGCUGGGGUGUACACAACUGUUACCACUACGAGGAUGUGGCCAUCAUAUGCCGAGAACCAGUGGUUGCAGGAGCAAAUACUUUUGGGGAUGUUACCACAAAGUCUUCCAAGACCUCACAGUCUGAUGGCAAAAUCCGUUUAGUGGAUGGACAAGACCCGUGUGGGGGCCGGGUGGAGAUCUACUACCAGGGAAGGUGGGGGACGGUGUGCGACGACGAUUGGGACAUGAAAGAGGCUCAUGUUGUGUGCCGGCAGCUCGGCUGCGGCGCCGCCCUUUCUGCUCACACCAACUCCGAGUACGGUUUCGGCACCGGACAUAUUUUUCUGGACAAUAUCGACUGUCAGGGACACGAGCUGCAGUUGACUAAAUGUGCCCACCUUGGUUGGGGCAACCACAACUGCGGCCAUCAUGAAGACGCCGGGGUCACCUGCUCUGGUACAGGAACCCCCCAUGCGCCCACAGUUCACCCUUCCACUGGAAGCCAGGGAUCUGGGAUCUGGUCAACAUUGAAAACGGAAGUGACCAAUAAUGAUGUCACGGCAACAGAACGUAUUAGCACAACUGCUACCAAAAAAGGCUUCAUGGGUAUCCGCUUGGCCAACGGAGAGAGCAUCUGCAGCGGUCGUGUGGAAGUACAGUACAACAACGUCUGGGGGACCGUGUGUGACGAUGGCUGGGACUUGGCCAACGCCGAUGUGGUGUGUAGGCAGAUUGGUUGCGGCGAUGCUCUCGAGGCCAAGACUAAGGCCUUCUUCGGUUACGGCACGGGUCCGAUCCUGCUGGACAAUGUAGAGUGUCAUGGCGACGAGACAGACAUCUCCGAGUGCACGCACUCGGGCGCGGGUCUGCACAACUGCGGCCAUCAUGAGGAUGCUGGAGUUGUCUGUUCACCGUUCCAACCCAUCAGCGGAUUAGGACUUGCCCGUGACUUUGGCCAAUCUGAAGAACCCUCCGGGGCACCCGUCAUGAUGGCCAAUAUCUCCACAUCGCUUGCUGAAGGAAGUCUGAGACUGAUUGGUGGUGAGGACCCCUGCGAGGGUCGCGUGGAGAUGUUCCUCAAAUCCGAAUGGGGCACCGUGUGCGAUGAUGCCUGGGACAUCGCCGACGCCAUGGUCGUGUGCCGGCAGAUGGGCUGCGGGACGGCUUCAACAGCAUGGGGGGAGGCCCACUUUGGGCCCGGCACGGGAACAAUCCUGAUGGACAAUCUCAAGUGCACCGGUAAAGAAGACUCCCUGCUACAUUGCUCUCACAUCGGCUGGGAUGUGCACAACUGCGACCAUUCGGAGGACGUGGGCGUCACCUGUUCGCCGUUAUGAUUGUCAAAGAAUCGUUGUACCGAACUUGGAUUCGUGUACAAUGUGUAAAUAAGGCAACCGUCAAAACGCAUCCUUGACAUGUGACACUUUCUGCUUACGUUUCAGAUUUAUAUGCCUAUUAAGCACUUUAUAAUGAACUUGCCGUGGAUAUUACUAAUGAAUGCUGAGUGUUAGGUUACUGUGUGAUGAUUUUAGACAACCAAUAACUUGAGAUGUCAGUCAUUUGCUUGCCCGCCAGCCAUAGCAGCGCCCCCCCUCUCCGGCAGCCAUGGCCAAUGAAAUUUGUUUCUGGGAAGAAAUGUAUGAUGGGAAACUGUUAAAAUAGUUGUUUUAUUUAAACUCGUAUUGGUACUUUAUUGCAUAAUUCUUACCUGUCUUUUGGGUGUUAGGUUACUGUGUGAUGAUUUUAGACAACCAAUAACUUGAGAUGUCAGUCAUUUUCUUGCCCACCAGCCAUAGCAGCACCCCCCCUCCCUCGCCCCCCGGCAACCAUGGCCAAUGAAAUAUGUUUCUGUGAAGAAAUGUAUGAUGGGAAACUGUUAAAAUAGUUGUUUUAUUUAAACUCGUAUUGGUACUUUAUUGCAUAUUUCUUACCUAGCUUUUGGGUGUUAGGUUACUGUGUGAUGAUUUUAGACAACCAAUAACUUGAGAUGUCAUUUGCUUACAUCUCGGAAAUCUAAAUGGGAGCGUGAAUCAUGUGUUUAUGUGACAUUUCCCGCCAAAAAUGUCAUAAAUGUAACGUCAUUAAUUAUUAUUGUUUCGCCCGAGCAAACACAAAGUUGUUUCACGCAUCACAGCAUAUCAUAGCAAUACUACACGCCGUGUAAAUAUGGCCACUGGGGGGUAAUGAGCAAUCUGAUUGGAUCGGAGUGCUCAUGUGUCCCAAAUGAGUCGGAAUUGAUCAGCGAACGCUCAGUGAUUUAUUUCUCAGCCGCGACACAACAGUUUGUAUGCAAACGACAGGUUUUAGCUUUUAUCUGACUUUAGCAAAACAUAAACAUAGGACCCGUCCUCUCCUAUGCUAUGCUGUAUCUCUAUCUUUACAAAUAAAUGAUACCUGUAUUAGAUUAAACCUUCAAUAGACAUGAAUAGAAAUCAGCAAUCAGUACACUACAUCUGAUAAAAUAAAUGUUCUUAUUUUUCA